AUAUCUAUUAUUCAAACACGCGUACACACAUAAAUAUAUAUAUAUAUAUAUAUAAAUAUAUAAAUAGUUUUGAUUGUGUUGCGUGUUGUGUAUCGUUCGCGCCAUUCGACGUUUGUCGGAAGGGAAGAUAAUAAUCAAAAAAGACGAUUAACGUUAAACGAUAUUUCGUCUAAAGAUUAGAACGAGUCGCGUUUCGAGAGAAGUCGAAAGAGAAGGAAUUUAUUUGAUCGUGACGUAAUCUUGUCUAUAUAUAGAUUUCCCUUGUGCAAAUUCGUAGACUUUCAUAAACGUCCCGAGAAGGCCAAACGUCAUCCAUUCGCGAAUGAAUGUGGUUGUUGUAACGAUUGAUCGAUAAUUAAAGGGGAGUAUAAUAACAAAUAAAAAAUAUAUUUAAAGAUCGGUAAGUGUUUGUGUUUGUGAUAAAUCGCAGUAAAGUGAAGAAGAAAUAGAAAGAAGACAAACCCGAGCGAUAUAAACGAAGAAUUCUGUUCUCUUCCGAUAUUGCAUCAUUCGAAAAGGAACCCUGUUAUUAUCUAAGGUCGAUAAAGCAGGAAUCAUUCGUUUUAAAAUCUGCCGAUCGAGAAAUCCCGACGGCACUAAAGAUAUUCCUAUAACCCGUAAUGUAUUUGAGAUCGCACAAGGGCGCAGCAAAAGGGUGGUACGAGCAAAAAAGAGAGACGGUAGGAGGUGGAGGAGGUGGCAUCUUGACCAGGAGUCGAAGGAACAACAAUAACAGCAACGACGCCAUCGUCGUCGUCGUCAUUGGUGGUGGUGGUGGUUGCGGAUCGAUCAGAGACAGGAGGAGGCAAGAUAGGCCGAGUCAAAAGGAUUAUUCUCAGGAUACCUGCUGUUAUUCGGAUCUCGAGCUAGUUAAGCUUAUUCUAUUUCGGUCAAGGUUACUCGGAGGAAGUAACACUUGUAAGAGGAACAAAGUUUCGAGGCUGGUGUGCCUUGAGCGCGGUAUGAGCGAGGGUGAACGCUCGGUAACAACGCCGCGAAUCGGCUGGCGAAAGCUCACCGAUCCCGGAGACUGACACGAAUCCAGAAAUUUGCCGGUAGAUCCGAAGCGAUAGCAUCGGCUACCGCUUGCUGCUCCUCGGCUUCCAUAUUCUCCUGCCGUUCUCUCAGCUAAAAGCUCCGAUAGUACGCAUUCCUUACUCUUUCCUAAGAUCAAUGUCACCCAACAAAUGGUAGAAAACGGUCCACCUAGAAGAGCCUCGAGAACCUCCAAGAGAGAUCCGAAAAUGGCGGGUAAUCGGUGUCGGUAGCAGACGGGGUUAUCAUUUAGCCCACGACCGAAGAAGGAACGAGAAAAAGGAAAAAAUAGAAGAGGAUUUUUGCGUCCUAAUCGCCACCGAGCCAUCGCCUCGCAACCUUCCUCCUGUAGUCCUUUCGUCAACUAUCUCCAGUGUCCUUGGUUCUUUUCAAAUGAAUAGAUGAACUUACAGUAAAAAGAGAACCUGACUAAACUGAUAGUAGAAAGUAUCGUAAGAAACGAGAAAGAAAGACACGAGGGGGAAUCGCGAUUAGAUUUGUACCAUCGACUAAGCUCUCCCUUCUCUGAUCCAACCUCCCUCGAUUCAACAAAACCCUCUCCUUUCUUUCUCCCCCUACACACCUUCAAUGGACAAUAAUAAUCCAUAAGAAGUAAAUAUUAGUGGUAAUAUGUACUAGUGGUAGUAGUAGUAGUCAAUCGGGAAGAAGGACAAGAAUAUAAAUAGUCGAAGAGGAGAAGGCGCCCUCGUGAAGACGCGAAGAAAUCUUUGCAAUAAUCACGAUUGCCCUCUGCUCGUCUGCUUCCUUGGGAAGAGAGAGAGAUAGGGAUAAUAGGAAAUAGAAGAAAUAGUUUUAUUUUCUUAUCCCACGUGAUCGAUCGAUCGACCGAUCGUCACCAUCGUUAUCAUUAUGCCGCCGACACCUAACAAAUUGAAUCUGAGCUUCGCCAGAAACGCUUACAGCGUUUUCGGAACUCGUACUACCGACACGACCACGGAACAACAACGCGAACAAAAAACGGAACUUCUAGAGGGUAAGAAUGGUACAAGAGGCAACGGUCUCCUUCAUCUUAAAAAUGGCGUGGAUUACAUCAAUCCUGGCGAAGAAGAUCAGAUGGAAAUUUAUGGUUACAAGAGAAAUCAUACUUGGACUGUAAUCACCUGGUUCUUCAUCUUCCUUACCUGCGGUCUUUUGCGAUUGAUUUUCCAUUGGAUACCACGUCUUAUGUUGCAAGCUACUCAUUCCAAAUGUCCUUUGGAUGAGGCUGAUACUGUUCUAUUGGUAGAAAAGUUUCAAGAAAAGCAUACCAUUUAUUAUGUGAAAAAAUUAAAGACCUUAGCAGCUCGCGAUGUUAUGAAUAAACCAUUCGAUGGAGAAUCAUUAAUGGAUAAUGAGCCGUGGAUGGAUAACGGAAGCAUGAUAACUAUCAAAGCAGAAAAGGAAGAAAUUCCAACGUUGUCUUUGCAUUUAGUUGGCGGACAUUUUAAACAGGUCCAAUCGAUCGUCAUUUUUAAUUGCAAAAAGUUAACAUACGUGUGGGAUACAGAAAGAUCUGAAUUCUUAAAGUUACGCGGACUUGACAUUGGUGUCGUAAAUUCUUCACUACACCAAAUGCAAGGUUUAAGUGCUCAAGAACAAUACAUGAGGCGUUGUGUUUAUGGAAACAAUGAAAUUGUUAUACCAGUAAAAAGUAUAAUAACAUUAUUAUGCCUCGAAAUACUCAAUCCAUUUUACGUCUUCCAAUUAUUCAGCUUCGGCUUGUGGGUAGCAGACGAUUAUUAUUAUUAUGCAAUGGUUAUUUUAUUAAUGUCCAGCAUCGGUAUCAUAAUGGCGGUUAACCAGUCUCGUCGAAAUCAAGAUAAUUUACGAUCUUCGGUGCACGCGGUUUCGUCUGAAUUGGCAACCGUUAUAAGAGAUCGUUCGACUGGACAAACUGCAAGUAUACCGGCGGAACGUUUAGUUCCUGGAGAUAUUUUAGUUAUUCCACCUCACGGUUGUACGAUGACCUGUGACGCUGUGCUUUUAACCGGAAAUUGUAUUUUGAACGAGUCUAUGUUAACCGGAGAGUCAGUUCCAGUAACAAAAACGCCCAUUCCUUCUUCCAACGAAAUUGUCUACGAUACAAAAGAACACGCUAGACAUACUCUUUAUUGUGGCACGAAGAUUAUUCAGACGAGAUAUUUUGGAUCGGAAAAGGUACUCGCAGUUGUCAUCAGGACAGGCUUUAGCACUAGCAAAGGAGGAUUGGUACGAUCGAUCAUGUAUCCACCACCUGUUGAUUUCAAAUUCGAACAAGAUUCUUAUAAAUUCGUUGUAUUAUUAGCCGGGAUAGCCAGCAUGGGUGUAAUCUAUACGGUAGUAACGAAAAUUAUGCGGGGUGUUCUGAUGAAACACAUUAUCUUGGAAGCUCUGGAUCUAAUUACUAUCGUAGUACCACCUGCUUUACCAGCAGCCAUGACGGUUGGUCGAUUUGUUGCUCAAAAAAGAUUAGAAACGAGCAAGAUAUAUUGUACGAGUCCAAGAACCAUAAACGUUUCCGGUUCGAUCGAUUGCAUUUGUUUCGACAAAACUGGAACUUUAACUGAAGAUGGUCUCGAUAUGUGGGGUGUUGUACCAGCUUCGGAAACAAAAUUCCAAUUUCCUGUAAAGGAUAUAACGACUUUGCCAUUAAGCGAUUUGCUAAUAGGAAUGGUUACGUGUCAUGGAAUCACUAUAAUUGAUAAUCAGUUGGUAGGCGAUCCACUUGAUUUAAAAAUGUUCGAAUCUACUGGUUGGACUCUGGAAGAACCUGACGUAUCGGAUACUUCCAAAUUUUCUAUGCUCUUCCCUACGAUAGUUCGACCUCCUAGGGGUUCCAAAAUCUCGAAGAAAGGAACAAAUGAUGUAUCGAUCGAUAUGAGCCGACAGAAUUCCAUGACUUCUGACGUGGUCGAUAGCAUCUCUUUAAGCAACUUAGACCCUGCUUUGACUGGUGGUUCAACAGCCGAUCUAGGUGAACAAGGUGUAGAAAUUGGUAUCGUUCGGCAAUUUCCUUUCACGUCUAGUCUUCAAAGGAUGAGCGUUAUCACCAGAACAUUAGGAGCUAAUCACUUUGAUUUUUAUUGCAAAGGAAGUCCUGAAAUGAUUCUCAGCUUAUCCAAACCAGAAUCCAUACCGCCCGAUUUUGCGAACGUUCUUCAAGAAUAUACAGCAGAAGGUUAUCGCGUAAUAGCCAUAGCGCAUAAAUCAUUAAACCGUCUUCCUUAUGCCAAAGUACAACGGAUGAGUCGUGAAUCUGCCGAAAUCGACUUAAAUUUCUUGGCAUUCGUAGUAAUGGAAAAUCGUUUGAAGCCCGAAACUAAUCCUGUGAUCGCAACUUUAAACGCUGCUUGCCUCAAGACUGUCAUGGUGACAGGAGAUAACAUGUUGACUGCAUUAUCAGUAGCCAGAGAUUGUGACAUUGUUAAACAAGGAGCAACCGUCAUCGUAGUGGCAGCAAUUACGCAACAGAAUCAAACCAAACCACAGAUUUAUUUCACUAAAAGUAAUAGUCAAGCUUCGCCAAUUUCACCUACAGGUCAAGGUGAUUUUAGUGAAAUGACAGAUUACAAUAGCGUGGUCAGUUUGGAAACUGUGGAAAGUGGAUCCUUUGGAAAUAACGUUUUAGAAAACGAUGCUAAUUAUCUAUCAGAUAAUUUGCAACGCACGCGAAAUAAUUAUAUUUUCGCUCUGACUGGGAAAACGUGGGCAUUGGUGAAACAAUACUAUCCUGAACUGAUUCCGAAAUUGGCUACUAGAGGUGUUGUUUUUGCUAGAAUGUCACCGGAUCAGAAACAGCAGCUGGUUCAAGAAUUACAAGCUCUUGGAUAUUACGUUGCUAUGGUGGGCGAUGGUGCAAACGAUUGCGGAGCAUUGAAAGCAGCUCACACAGGAAUUUCUUUGUCGGAUACCGAAUCUUCCGUAGCGUCGCCAUUUACCAGUCGCGAAACUAAUAUUUCUGCUAUCCUUGCGGUAAUACGAGAAGGCCGUGCCGCUUUGGUAACAUCUUUCGGCAAUUUCAAAUACAUGGCCGCGUAUUCGCUUACACAAUUUAUCUCCGUGAUGAUUCUUUAUAGCAUCGAAUCUAAUUUGACCGACAUUGAAUUUCUUUACAUCGAUCUGUUCAUUAUUUCAAUAUUUGCUGUCUUCUUUAGCCGAACGAAAGCCUAUGAUGGUCAAUUGGUAAAAACAACUCCUUUGAAUAGUCUCAUCAGUGUAACACCGAUUCUUAGUUUGUUAACACAAAUCUUGAUCGUAGCCAUUUUCCAAUUUGCAAGUUUUUGGCAUCUAAAACAAAUGAAUUGGUACAAACCUUUUAAUUUUACGAGUCAAUCGGCCGAAGAUAAGGACAACGUUAAAUGUUUUGAAAAUUACACCAUAUUUACCAUUAGCUCGAUACAGUACAUCAUUCUAGCCGUAGUUUUUUCAAAAGGUCCCCCGUACAGAAAGUCAAUGUUCACUAAUUACGGUCUUUUGGCUUCUUUCGUUUUACUAACUCUUUUUUCCGUCUAUCUCGCUCUGUUCCCGUUUCAAUGGUUAGCCAAUGCGUUCGAGCUCGAACUUCCCAAUGACAUGAGCUUCCGUUUCAUUCUGGUAGGUUAUGGAGUCGCCAAUUUCAUAAUCUCUUUGAUGGUGGAAUACUUAUUCGUUGAUUAUUUGGUAUUCAGUAAAUUACGUUAUCUUUGGCACAAUAUCGACAAAUCUAGACGAAAAUAUUUAGCGAUUGAUCGCGAUUUAGCGAGAGAUUUGAAAUGGCCGCCUAUAUCGCAAGAACCAUUACCAGAAGCAGCACCGGACAUUCUCAUUCGUCAAAACGUAACCGAGAUCAAAAUUGAGAAACGGGCUCCCGAACCUUGCCGACAAACCGACACGAACUUCAUGAACAGUCCGAUCUGUAAUAACAUUAAACCUUUCGGUUCUGCCAGAGAAGUUACUUUGAAUCCUAGAUCUCUCUUCAACGAUCGUAGGAAUACCGUGUCAAUGCAAACCGUACCGUGCUUUGAGGGAAAGGAAUCAAUCAAACAAUCGAAAAUAGAACUGAUGACCAAGAGAAGACACAAUUCUGAAUCAGAAAAUGGUAUAAAUCAAUAUGACAAGUCGUUUAAAACUCACAACACUAAUCCUAUCGCAACUUUACCAAGAAAUCCUACGACGACUUUGCAACCGCAAAGAUUAAGAGACUUCAAAGAAAUUCUUGUUCACAAGAGCGAGGACGGUUUGGCACCCAGUACACACAGCGUCCUCGAACUCGAUAUUUUACCAUCCUGAGAAUUAGUUCGUUCGAACGAUCGAUUAUUAAUGAUCGAUGACACCAACCAGAAACAUUUUCUAUCUGGAUCGGUCGAUUAUAAUUAUUGUUACAUAUUAUUGAAAUAUUUUAUCGUCGAUGGAAAUCAAUUAAUUUUAUUUGUCAUUCCCUUCGGAAUAUCCUUAAUCUUUCGAGGAUCGCAUCUUAGCUGACGAAUUUUGAUCAUAACCGUGGUGUUUUCCCUAUCGAUCGUUAUUUUUAACAUGUCGAACGCUUCCGUUCGAAGUAUUAUUCAUCAAUGGACAAAAAGAUGGUGCUUUCUUCUUCACGCAUUCGGCAGAAUGUACUUCAAUGUCCCUACAUGAGAAACUUAUUUUUACGUGUGUUCACUAACUUGGUAAUUUUUAAUUAAUAUAUAUAUAUAUGUUUAGAUACGAGUAUCGUCGAAUGGUAUCACCCCCAUAUGGGUCGAUCAAUCGUGCAAGCGAGCCUUUGUAUGAACGAUCAUUAUUUUCGACUUUAAAAUAAUCGGAAUUUUAAUUUCUAAUAUUGUUUUCUUCUUUUUUUACCUAAUUUAAUUUCUGAAUCUAAUUUGUUUGUAAAGAUCGAGGCGCAUCGAUCGAUGAUAGAUAGGAACAAUCUCUUAGCGUUCUUCAAAAAUAUUUAAUGCGUUUUUCUACGCUGUGUGUGUGUGUGUGUGUGUUUGGCAUUAUUUAGGAUUUUAAAGUAAAGGCAUUUAGGAAAAAACGUGCGGUUUCUACGACAGCUUGUAAACGACGAUAAAUCAUAUUUUUAAGAAUACUUUAGUAUGCUCAUUUAAGAAAGAAAAAGAAGUAAUUUAAGUUAAAUGGGUCUCGAUAUUGAGCGAAAAAAAAUGGGGUUCCUUUUGACCCGACUUCUCUCUCUCUCUCUCUCUCUCUCUCUUCGCGUCCUCCUUUCCCUAACUACUAGUAUUAAAAUCGUAGCUAUUUCAAGAGAAAGUAUUAAUAUCGUUAUUUAUUUAAAAAAUAACAAAUGAAAAGGAAGAAGAAGAAGAAGAAAAGGAAAGAAAUUUCGGCUCAUCCACGAAGCGCGACAAAAAUAAACUAGCGAUUAGGAAGUUUUCGUUUCGUACGUGAAAAUUGUUAGCAUGAUUAGAAUAUCGAAUUCAUAUAUACAUGUACUUAUAACUGGGAAAGAAGAAAGAAACAAAGUAAAGUUAAGGAAAAAUGUUCAAUGAAUUUGUCACUUGUAAAUCUUUCUUCUAAUUUUUAGUCACGAACUUCUGGAUGAGUGUAAUCUUCUAUGUGUAAUCUAAUAUUAGACAAAAAUUGAUUUCGUAUGUAAUUAUUAGCUAGACCUUGAAUUUAGGAUCAAAUACCAGUUAAAAAUCUUUCGUGAUCAGUAUGAUACACGUUUUAUCAACAAUUAUGCAUUUAUUUCGAGAUUCAACGUUAAGAUUUUGUCCAUCCAUUAAACAGCGUUGAUAAUGAUUUUGAAUAUCACGAGAAUUUAUAACUGGUAUCGUUUAUCCUUAACGUAUUAUAAUAGGUGAUAAUGAUAAAACAUGAUGAAUCUUGUGCUUAAAAGAAAAAGAAAAAGAAAAAACAAAUCAACGGAAUUGACGACAAGCAAAUAACGAAUAAUUCGCAAUGUUGUCGCAAUGCACUUAACGUUAACGCGAUCAAGAUAAUAAAUACGUGUACUUAUUCUAUGAAUGCAUAUAGAGAUACUUAAAAACAAAAUGCGUUAAACUAUUUGCAACGCUAUAGCUUGUGUUGAAAAAGAAAUAAUGAAUGUCAAAAAUAAGGAAUGAUAUGUUUUUAA
Molecule: messenger RNA, 8068 nt
Organism: Polistes canadensis
Lineage: Eukaryota; Metazoa; Arthropoda; Insecta; Hymenoptera; Vespidae
Gene: anne
Product: probable cation-transporting ATPase 13A3
Exons: 11
Coding region: 1906-6282 (1458 amino acids)
Biological process (GO): polyamine transmembrane transport; intracellular calcium ion homeostasis
Cellular component (GO): membrane
Molecular function (GO): ATP hydrolysis activity; ATP binding; polyamine transmembrane transporter activity
Source: RefSeq, a predicted model, not a curated record